This is a messenger RNA of Lathyrus sativus (Indian pea), 498 nucleotides long. NCBI's taxonomy places the organism in Eukaryota, Viridiplantae, Streptophyta, Magnoliopsida, Fabales, Fabaceae. The record is from the annotation of a GenBank genome assembly.
AUGGAGACGAAGAUGAAUCGCGCAAUUGCAGGAUUCUCUGUUCUUCUCUUCUUCUCUUUAUUAGUCAACAUCGCUUCAUCCGCCGAUUCACCGGCUCCGACUCCAGAUUCAUCGGUAAAAUCUCCUUCUCCUUCUCCGAAUACUUCUCCGAACUCUUCUCCGAAAAGUUCACCGCCAGCUCCAACUCCAACUCCGGCGAUAUCUCCUAUUCCCGAUUCGCCUCCAGCACCUUCACCUGAAAACUCCCCUUCUUCUUCACCUUCUCCAUCUCCAUCUCCAGAUCAUGCGGCAGAUUCCGAAGUAAGCCACAGCGGCGUCGGAGAUGCGGACGAAAAAUCAAGCGGAGGAGGAAUGAGUUCCGGUAAGAAAGCAGGGAUAGCGGUUGGAGUGAUUGCAAGUGUAUGUGUGGUUGGAUUGGGAGCGAUGGUGUACAAGAAGCGCCGGCAAAACAUACAGAGAUCUGAAUAUGGAUACACAGCAAGGAGAGAACUUCUGUAG